AUGUCAACCACUAAGCAAAGAGCUAGCGCUAAGAAGAGUGUGGAGAAGGAGGAACCGGUCACAGCCAUAAUUCAGGACUCACAGGAGCAGGAGGCGGAGAUUAAAGCACUCCGACGAGAGAAUACCAACUCGAAUGAGCAGGCCCAGACGACGCUCGAUGUGGGCGUGAUCACCAAUCUUUUGCUGACCGGCCUUCAAGCCUCUACAUCCAUAAUGAAUCCCGAACUUCGAAACUACCUCGCAAUAGCGCAAUUCCUCCUCCUUCCUCUCGCCAUCACCCCCGGCAAGAUCCCCUACCUCGGCUCCUCAGCGCCAUUCUACCCCUACGUCUUCCGAAUCCAGGUCGCUCUCGCCCUUACCGCUCUCAUCCACAUGUACUCCAUCAGCGAGCUUACUCUUGCGGCGGCAUUCAGAUGGUCUCUUCCUGCGAUCGUUGCAGGCGGAGUAUGGAUGCAGCGGAGGAGCGAGAAAGAGGCGGAGCUGAGAUUGGCGAGACUGGAAAAGUUGAAAUACAAUGUCAAGGGGGCGUAG
This is a messenger RNA of Dioszegia hungarica, 531 nucleotides long. RefSeq lists its product as uncharacterized. Bases 1 to 531 code for a protein of 176 amino acids. The record is from RefSeq and is a predicted model, not a curated record. NCBI's taxonomy places the organism in Eukaryota, Fungi, Basidiomycota, Tremellomycetes, Tremellales, Bulleribasidiaceae. The transcript has 4 exons.